Molecule: messenger RNA, 2868 nt
Organism: Mangifera indica (mango)
Lineage: Eukaryota; Viridiplantae; Streptophyta; Magnoliopsida; Sapindales; Anacardiaceae
Product: splicing factor-like protein 1
Exons: 2
Coding region: 129-2492 (787 amino acids)
Biological process (GO): regulation of mRNA splicing, via spliceosome
Cellular component (GO): nucleus
Molecular function (GO): zinc ion binding; mRNA binding
Source: RefSeq, a predicted model, not a curated record
ACACCUUUGGUUUCAUUCAAACCACCAUAAAAACUCGAUUAGGAGGGCACAGGCGAAUAGCUGUUUCGCAAUCUUAGCAAUUAUAGACAUCUAACCGACACAAGUUUGUCUCUGCCUCGCUCGCUUCAAUGGAAUCUGUCGAAUCCAAUCGUCAUUUUCAAGCCCUAGAUUACAACCAAAAUCAAAAUCCUGCGUUAUCAGAAACCCUAGAUCCCGGUUCAAAAAGCCCUCCUAAAACCCUCGCUCCCGAUUCUCAAUUUCCGCAAAACGGGUCCGAGAAUGGCCACAAUAACAACAACGUCGAGGAAAAUAAUAAUAAUAACGCUAUCGCCGAUUACGUUAAGCAGAAGCCUUUAUUGUCGGAAAAUGGUCUAACAAACACUCAUUCCGGUACCGACAAGGAUCAAUCGGGAGGUGAGGAGGAGACCACUAGCAGAAGAAGGCGUCGUAGCAGGUGGGAUCCGCCGCCGUCUGAGUUGGGCACUGGCGACCAGGGGAAUAAUAAUAAUGACUCGGGGACUGGGACCAAGAAGCGGAAAUCGCGGUGGGCGGAUGACGAGCCGAAGCCGGUGAUUCAGUUACCGGAUUUUAUGAAGGACUUCACUGGAGGUAUUGAGUUUGAUCCGGAAAUUCAAGCUUUAAAUAGUCGGUUACUAGAAAUUUCUAGAAUGAUGCAAUCUGGUAUGCCUUUAGAUGAUAGACCAGAAGGGCAGAGAAGUCCUUCGCCUGAACCCAUUUAUGAUAAUAUGGGAAUUAGGAUUAAUACUAGAGAGUAUAGGGCACGAGAGAGAUUGAAUAAAGAGAGGCAGGAGAUUAUAUCUCAAAUUAUUAAACGAAAUCCUGCGUUCAAGCCACCAGCGGAUUAUAGGCCUCCAAAACUUCAGAAGAAGCUUUAUAUACCAAUGAAAGAGUAUCCUGGGUAUAAUUUUAUUGGUCUGAUUAUUGGACCGAGAGGAAACACUCAAAAGAGAAUGGAAAGGGAGACUGGUGCAAAGAUAGUGAUUCGUGGUAAAGGAUCGGUGAAAGAGGGCAGGUUGCAACAGAAAAGGGAUUUGAAGCCAGACCCAUCAGAGAAUGAGGAUUUGCAUGUUUUGGUGGAGGCAGAGACUCAGGAAUCACUUGAGGCUGCAGCUGCAAUGGUAGAGAAGUUGUUGCAACCGGUUGAUGAGGUUUUGAACGAGCAUAAAAGACAGCAGUUGAGGGAGCUUGCGGCCUUGAAUGGGACAAUAAGGGAUGAGGAGUAUUGUCGGUUAUGUGGCGAGCCAGGACAUCGGCAGUAUGCAUGUCCCUCGCGAACUUCAACUUUUAAGAGUGAUGUUCUUUGUAAGAUUUGUGGUGAUGGUGGCCAUCCAACUAUUGAUUGUCCAGUGAAGGGAACAGCUGGGAAGAAAAUGGAUGAUGAAUAUCAGAAUUUCUUGGCGGAGUUAGGAGGAACUCUUCCUGAAUCAGCUACCAAACAAGGUUCUACCUUGGCUUUAGGUCCUGGCACCUCUGGAAGCAAUCCACCUUGGCAAAAUAAUGCUGGGAGCUCAGCACACCCUGGACUAGGUUCAGUUGGAGCUAAGCCCAUCAAGGAAUUUGAUGAUACAAAUCUGUACAUUGGAUAUUUGCCACCUACACUUGAUGAUGAUGGUUUGAUUAGGUUGUUUUCAUCAUUUGGUGAUAUAGUGAUGGCAAAGGUUAUUAAGGACCGAGUUACUGGAUUGAGCAAAGGUUAUGGUUUUGUUAAGUAUUCUGAUGUUCAGAUGGCUAAUAAUGCUAUUGCAAGCAUGAAUGGUUACCGCCUCGAGGGGAGAACUAUAGCUGUGAGAGUUGCCGGUAAGCCGCCUCAGCCUACUGUACCUCCAGGCCCUCCAGCCUCAACUGUGCCUGCUUACCCUGCUUCUACUCAGCCAGUUGGUGGCUAUCCAUCACAGCAGUUUACACCUGGUGGUCCUCUUCCUAAUCCCCCACCAGCAAGCUACACUGGGACUCCUGUUCCAUGGGGACCACCAGUUCCUCCACCUUAUGCUCCUUAUGCUCCUCCUCCUCCUCCUCCUCCUGGUUCAACCUCGUACCCUCCUGUCCCUGGUCAACCAAUGCCCCCAUAUGGAGUACAGUAUCCUCCACCUGUGCAGAUGUCUCCCCCUGGUGCCCCAUCGCAGACUGUGACUUCAAGUGAAGCUCAACAACAAAGCUUCCCACCAGGUGUGCAAUCUGAAAGCAGCACUUCUGCUUCAACCGUAUCAGCAAAUAUGUAUGGAAGCUCCAUGGCACCAAUGCCACCAAAUGCUCAACCUGCAUACUCAACUGCUGCAUUAGGUUACCCUCCGUACUACAGUGCAGUUCCUCGCCCUCCACCUGCUCCAUCCUCAACUGUGGACCAUUCACAGAGCAUGGGUAAUGUUCCUUGGGCUACUAAUCCUUCAGUGCCACCUCCUGUUUCUUCUGCAGAAAAGACAACUUAUGGUGCAGAUGCUGAGUAUGAGAAGUUUAUGGCAGAGAUGAAAUGAUUUGGGUCGUUCUAAGUUUUGCUUCUUAAUUGAGAGGCCUGAUGUUUCUUGGAGCACAUAUGAACCUGAUUUCUUACCUCUUGCCAUGACUUUGUUGGAAGUUUGGGACUCACAUCUUUAACCUUGCUGUUCUGUUAUGACAUUUGCAGAGACUUCGCUGAAGUUCGGUUCAUAUAAUUGCAUCUUGGAGAAGCCAUUUUAAAAGCUUAUCAAUAUCAUUUAAAACUCAAUGCUCUUAUGUUGGACUUAAUUUUGUUUCCUAUGGAUGCUUAUUGCCUCCUUUAUAAUGUGUGGAUGCUAAUAUUUUCCUUCUUAUUGUGUGAACUGGUUACUGACAUUUUCUGUUAUUAAAUUGUAUUUUACUUGAUUGGUUUAA